CCAGUUCCUGUUUCGAACGCGGCCGUCCGGCUCCGGCCAUCGGGGCAGCCCGGAGACGCCGACGCCGGCUCCGUUCCGCGGGGGCGCGUGCCGCUGCACCUCCGCCCGCCCUCCGGGAAUGGGGCGUUCCCCCGGCUUGGGCCGAGCCUCUGGGUGCCCCCGAGGUGCUUUGGCCCCGCCGUGACCACCCCCAGAAUGAGGGGCGGCGAGGGGGACGCGGCCGAGCAGGUCCCGCUGAACCCCGAGGUCGAGAGCCCCGCAGGUUCGGCCGCGUACCGGGAGUUCGUGCAUCGCGGCUACCUGGACCUCGUGGGGGCCAGUCAGCACUCGCUGCGGGCGCUCAGCUGGCGCCGCCUCUACCUCAGCCGGGCCAAGCUGAAGGCCUCCAGCCGCACGUCCGCCCUGCUGUCGGGCUUCGCCAUGGUGGCCAUGGUGGAGGUACAGCUAGAGAACAACCAUGAAUACCCACCAGGCCUGCUGGUAGCCUUUAGUGCCUGUACCACCGUGCUAGUGGCUGUACACCUGUUCGCACUCAUGGUCUCCACAUGUCUACUGCCCCACAUCGAAGCUGUGAGCAACAUCCACAACCUCAACUCUGUCCACCAGUCUCCACACCAACGGCUCCACCGCUAUGUGGAACUGGCCUGGGGCUUCUCCACUGCCUUGGGCACAUUUCUCUUCCUGGCUGAAGUUGUCCUGGUGGGCUGGGUCAAAUUUGUCCCCAUUGGGGCCCCCUUAGACACACCAGCCCCCUUGAUACCUCCGUCCCAGGUGCCUGGGACUCUGCCCCCAGUGGCUGCCUCCCUUGGUCCAGCUUCCAGCCUCCCGCCAUCCUCUGCUCCUGUGGCCCCAUCACAGGCUGAGCCUUCUGAGGCCUGCCCACCCCGGCAAGCGUGUGGUAGUGAUGGGAUCCAUGGGCCAGGCUGGCCAGCAGCAGUGGCCUCCACAGCAAUCAUGGUACCUGUAGGACUCGUGUUUGUGGCCUUUGCUCUGCAUUUCUACCGAUCCUUGGUCAACCACAAGACAGACCGCCACAAGCAGGAGCUAGAAGAGCUGAGUCGCCUGCAGGGGGAGCUGCAGGCUGUGUGAGCAGCUGUUAGCUUCUGCUGUCAGCAUUGCCUCCCUGGGGUCUGCAAGAGGCCCCAGGGGCCUGCAGGCCUCAUUUCCUACUCCUGGCUGGAGCCACUUCCUGUGGCCACUCUCAGGUAGAGACCAGAUUCCUGCCCACAGCGUCCCACGUUCCCUGUCAGUCCGUUCCAUGGGUUUUGCAAGCUCUACACCUAGGCUGGGAGACUGUGGAACUUCUUCAAUCUGAGGAUGCUGGGGCAGAUACAAGGGAGGCAGGGGGGCCUUUGUGGGAUCUCUGGUGCUGAGCCUCAGCUGCUUGUCCCUCUGUGGAAUGUGGAGGCCAGGUUACAUGCCCACACAGUUGCCCCCCGAAUGCUGUCACCCUUGUUAUAUUUGAGUGAAGUCUAUUUAAUGGUUUGAAUUUUGGGGCAAGGUUUUCCCCAUCCCCAAAUUUUGAUGGGUUCCAUAUUAUUGCUUUGGUUGCUGUGGGCAUUUGAGUGUUCCCACAACAGGCACAGGUCCAGCCUUUCCUAGAAGCCUUCCUGUUUCUGGAGAUUCAAGCCAACUCCCCACUGAUGAUGACCUGUGGCCACAUAUGGAAGGGACAGUGCCUGCAGCACUGUCCUAGGGUCACUCACCUUUCUAUCACAGUGGGCCCACGCUGGGGGCGGGGGUAGUCUUUGAAGACUGAGUACCUGUGUGCAUGGCCUGGAUCCUUAGAACGGGUUUAGGGAGGAUAUUUUAAGAGAGAAGGGCCAGUUCCCAGCCCUUAGACUGAAGAGCUCUUUUGACACUGAAUUUUUGAUGCACCUUGUUUAAUAAAUUGUAUUUCACAGAUG
Messenger RNA from Heterocephalus glaber (naked mole-rat), 1907 nucleotides. It is a transcript of the gene Orai3, whose product is annotated as ORAI calcium release-activated calcium modulator 3. Gene Ontology annotation, molecular function: store-operated calcium channel activity. Gene Ontology annotation, biological process: store-operated calcium entry. Lineage: Eukaryota; Metazoa; Chordata; Mammalia; Rodentia; Bathyergidae. The record is from RefSeq and is a predicted model, not a curated record. Gene Ontology annotation, cellular component: membrane.